Vitis riparia (riverbank grape) is the source of this 2159-nucleotide messenger RNA. RefSeq names its product peroxisome biogenesis factor 10. The transcript is spliced from 11 exons. The coding region runs from base 95 to 1297 and encodes 400 amino acids. Gene Ontology annotation, biological process: protein import into peroxisome matrix. NCBI's taxonomy places the organism in Eukaryota, Viridiplantae, Streptophyta, Magnoliopsida, Vitales, Vitaceae. Gene Ontology annotation, molecular function: zinc ion binding. Gene Ontology annotation, cellular component: peroxisomal membrane. The record is from RefSeq and is a predicted model, not a curated record.
AUUGAACACCCGCAAAACUAUUUUCCAAGUUCUGUGUUUCAUACGAUCUUCCCCAGAGUUAGUGAGGAGAGUAGAGUUGUGAAGGGAGACAGAGAUGGGGUUGGGACGGCCCGAGACAUCCGGUUCGGUCGACCCAAGAGACACAACCGGAGAAGUGGGCCGGACCACAGCCGCAGAACCGUCCGGUUCACGGCGAUUCCCGCUGGCGGCUCAGCCGGAGAUAAUGAGAGCUGCCGAGAAGGAUGACCAGUACGCCUCCCACGUCUACGAAGCCUGUCGCGACGCUUUUCGCCAUCUCUUUGGGACAAGAGUUGCUGUAGCUUACCAGAGCGAGACAAAACUUUUGGGGCAGAUGCUUUAUUAUAUCUUAACAACAGGUUCAGGGCAGCAGACACUGGGUGAAGAAUAUUGUGACAUCACUCAGGUUGCGGGACCUUAUGGACUUUCGCCAACACCAGCCAGGCGUGCUCUUUUCAUUUUAUACCAGACUUCAGUUCCUUAUAUUGCAGAAAGAGUCAGCUCUAGAGUUGCGGCCCGUGGCAUAGCCAUUGCUGAUGCACAGGCUGAUGAGCUUUAUGGAAACAAUGUUCCUGGGAGCAGUCAAGCUCAGUCUUCUGCAAUUACUGAAAUUCCAUCUUCUUCGGCAUCAGGGGCAUCUCUUUCAGUUCUUUCAAGGUUGAAGGAGAGAUUCAAUCGAUCAUGGUUGUAUGCAGUUCAGAGGUGGCCUGUGGUACUUCCCUUAGCUCGCGAGUUCUUGCAAUUGGUUCUUCGUACUAAUCUAAUGUUCUUCUACUUUGAAGGCUUAUAUUAUCAUAUCUCGAAACGUGCAGCAGGCAUUCGUUACGUCUUCAUCGGAAAAUCAUUGAAUCAAAGGCCUAGAUAUCAAAUAUUGGGAGUAUUCCUUUUAAUUCAGCUAUGUAUCAUUGCCGCUGAAGGAUUACGGCGCAGGAAUUUAUCUUCUAUUGCAAGUUCAGUUCAUCGUACUCCCUUAGGGGCUCACCAAACUGCAACAGGGCAAGGUUUGCCUGUUUUAAAUGAAGAAGGCAAUUUGAUAGCAGCCAAUGCUGAUAAGGGAAGUUGGGUCUCUGAUUCCACAUAUGUAGAGUCUCAAGCAAGUGGGGUCAGCAAAUGCACGCUCUGCCUGAGUAAUCGCCAACACCCAACAGCCACACCUUGUGGUCAUGUAUUCUGUUGGAGCUGCAUUAUGGAAUGGUGCAAUGAAAAGCCUGAAUGUCCACUCUGCCGCACACCCUUGACUCAUUCAAGCCUAGUUUGUUUAUAUCAUUCAGACUUCUAGUACUUGACCAUGGCGAUCUCAGUAGCUAAUAAGCACAAUUGGAGAGCAAAGGGUUGGAGCCACGCAGCUGUCCUCUCUUGUACAAACAUAUGAUGCAUUUUUAAGCAAUCACUUACUCAUCUCAGAAUAAAGCUGAGCAGAAGCUGUAAUCCCCAGCAGGGUGGCAAUGAUUAUUGUCGUUUUAGCCAUCAUCAAGCAUCGCGAUCUCAUAAAGUGGUGGAGGGUAGAGACAUUUUUUCGUUAGAGCUUCUGGGGAAGGGAAAUGGGAGUGCCUCUUCCAUGAUUGGUUGGGUGAGUGGAAGUUCACUCCACAUCAAAGUCUACAUACUGGGCAAUGCUUUCUUGAGCACGUUGUUGUUGCAGGCUCCUCGGAUUUCAUCCAUGGCAAUCUUCAUCAGAUGUUUGGAAACUCAACUACGCCACGUGAAAUAAUUAACUUACGGGCACCCUUCGGAUCCAGUGCAUUGCUGGAUGGUUCUCUGGACAGGUUACUGAUGAUGGUCUCUGCCACGGGUUCGAGCCUGUUACAAGAUAUUUUUCUUCGGGCUCCUGAUUUGAGCAGCUUGUAUCACUCUCCCCUGUUAAGUUUUGGCUAGAGGUUUGACAUAGAUUUGGCCACUUCCCCUUCCUGGUUCUAGCUAUCCUUUUUUCUGUGCUUGUCCACACACUGGAAGAGAAAAUUUUCUUAGUCAAAUGCCCAUUUGGGUUGCAAUUGAACAAACAUUCUGUGCGACUCUCCUUUCGAAUUUAUGCCUUGCGAGAGUGAUGGGUAUUUAUCGGAUGGACUUCUGUUAAAUCCCUAAGCUUCUUGGACAUUAAAAUCCUAUUUGUAUAGAACUUUUAAACUCGAGAUUUGCAUUUU